Molecule: messenger RNA, 1077 nt
Organism: Pyricularia pennisetigena
Lineage: Eukaryota; Fungi; Ascomycota; Sordariomycetes; Magnaporthales; Pyriculariaceae
Exons: 1
Coding region: 1-1077 (358 amino acids)
Cellular component (GO): membrane
Source: RefSeq, a predicted model, not a curated record
AUGCAGCCGACGCCAACGAUCACUGGUCAACAACCCAUUGCUGGCCCGACACCAAGUAUUGGCUGCGCACAUGCCGUCCCUGGUAGCGACGGUCGCGUACCGCCCACCGCCUGCAAUUCCAACUACGCUACCGAAAUCUCCUUUGCACCCGCCCUUGCCGCCGCCGUGAUCUUCUGCAUUCUGACCGUGACCCAUGUUGUCCUCGCCUUCACAACCCGAAAGACUUACGCCUGGGUCUUGAUCAUGGGCAGCAUCUGGGAGUCGGCAGCUUUCGUGGUCCACGCCAUCGGGGCCAAGGACCAGCAGUCGGAACCCCUUGCUGUUGCCUACUCCAUGCUCUAUCUUCUUGCCCCUCUCUGGAUCACAGCUUUCGUCUACAUGACCUUUGCCCGCCAGGUAUGGUAUUGGACCCCGGAUCAAAGACUGUUCAUGUUCAGUGCCCACGUCCUCUCAAAGGUGUUCGUUCUCGCGGACGUCCUAGCCUUCGUCCUGCAGUUCCUCGGCGCUGCUCUCGUCACGAACCACAAGGUCAAGACCCCCGAAGAGAUGCGUCGCGGCGCCAUCUUGCACCUGGCUGGCUUAUCGCUGCAGCUCGCUGUGACAGCCAUCUUCCUUGUCCUCAUGUCAGCAUGGCACCUCAACAUGAUCGCCUACGAGGCCGAGAGAGCACAUUUAGACCCUUAUGGGGACCACACCCUUGAAGGGCCCGUCAGGCGCUCUUGGAAGUUCCUGCACGCCGCCAUGUACAUCGUCGUGCUGCUCAUAGCCGUCAGGCUGUGCUUCCGGCUUGCCGAGUCCGGCCAGAUCAUCGCCGGCAACACGCGUGGCGGCCUAGCGAGCUCCCAAAUCUUGCAAUACCUCCUGGACGCUGCACCUGUUAUGCUGUGCCUGGCUGUGCUGGCCAUCGCGCACCCGGGUCGCUUCCUGAUUGGUAAAGACUCGGAGAUGCCCUCGUGGGCAGAGCGGAGAGCUGCGGCAAGGGAGGCGAGGGCUCUGCAAGCCCGUAAGGAGGCUGCGUUUGGAAAUGCGCCGACGGAGUCGAUUUCAGAUCAGUAUUGGGGCACCAGAAAUGAGUAA